UUUGUCGGCUGAUUUCCGUCUCCUUUAUUAUCCAGUGACGUAAGCGACGCUAUCGGCUAACCUUUACUGAUGCAACAUUGGGAAUUUUUGCUUCUGUUCUCAUUAUACAACCGGCUCAAUAAAAAAUCGUUAGUCGAACGCUUUGUUAAUCUGCCACAGUUUAAAUACGAGUUUGUUGAGUGGGUUUGUUAGCGGUUGAUUGUGAUGAUGAUGGUACAGGAUGGUUGUAUUCAGCUGCUCUGCCUCACAGCCAGCAGCGGGGUCCCUCUUUUCACAAGGGGGGCCUCCAAACAGCUGCCCUUCUCGGUCAUCGGCUCUUUGAAUGGGGUGCACAUGUUCGGAGGAGGACAGGGGGUGCUUUUGUCCUCCUGCGAGACUGAGGGUGGUGGAAAGGUGGUGUGGAGGGUUUUCCACGACAGUGUGAUGCUCAUCGCUGUGAGUGGAGGUGGAUCAAGUGGAGCUUGCAGCAGAGAGGAGGAGAUCCGCUUACAGCGCCUCCUUGAGAAUGUUUGGCACUGCAUGGUGCUGGUCCUGGGACAAGAUGAGCUGGUUAAUCUCAGGAACGUUGAAAGACUCAAGAGGGACCUGCGGUCCUGCUUCUGCCUCAUCGAUCAGCUGCUUGAGGAGAAGCAGCAAGGAGUUCUAGGGAACCUCACACACUGUGCUGAUUCACUCCUUCCUCCAAACCCAACUCUCCUCCAAGAAGCUGUGGAUGGCUUUGCUCAGGCUGCAGACAGCGAGUUCGGGUGCCUCUUUGUCCAUGGGAAAAUUGCUGCGGCUACUGAGAAGUGGUGGCGCCUGGCACCUCAAGAAGUAGUCUUGUUGUCUGCUUUGGUACGCACCCUAUCUGCAUCUGGAUCAGCUUCUUGUGAUUACCCAGUUUUCCUCCCUCAAGGCAGCCCCACCGUUGCCCACCGCCUCCUCCGCUUCCAAUUGCUUCCUGGAGCUGAUGUGUGUGUGCUAUGUGGUCCCACCCCGUCCCUGCACAGAGCUGAAUCUGAGCUGGUGGGCCAGUUGUGGUCGCCCCUGGUAGAGACCCUGAGAAGCUGCCUGUCUGUUGGAGAGCGCAGCUUACCAGGAUCUGUACCUCUGCGUCCCGAUGUGCUGGCACUUCUUCUCAUUAACCGCGAAACCCGUCGCUCGGUCUCAUGUGUGCAGCUCUCCUCUUAUCAUCUCCUUAGUGACCACUCACUCUCAAAAUCCCGCUGCUGGGAACUACUGAAACUAUUUUAUAUCUUCAGCAUGUCACGGUACUUCACCCAUGAGGAGACGUUAUGUGUUUCAGCAGAGGACGGUGCUCAGGGGGGGCACACAGAAGACUUUCUACAUGGAUUCUCCCACCAGCCUCAACAAUGCUAUCUAGUUACAGAAGAAUGCAAAAGUUAUGGACUUCAGACACCGCGGCACCAGCUCUUUCUACUCAUGUUGCCAUCUGUGCCCACCUUAGCGCUGCGUACGGUGGCUACACAGACUCUCUCUGAUAUAACUUCAGCAACAGCGUUUUAAUUGAACUGAUUCAUUUUAAUUACACCCAUACUGACAGCCCUAAUUUUGAAUUAAUUAAUGGAAAACUGAGUGAUUAAAUAUCGGCAGUAGGACUGAUGCACAUUGUUGAUGAAACUGUGAAAAUGCGCCAAUGUACUUUAUUAUUAAUAUUAACGAUUAAGUCCCAGGUAAAGAGUUGUGUCUAAACUACAUUGGCUUUUAAGUUGCCUUAGGUAGCGUUGAAAUCUGGCCAAACUGUUUUGGAAAUCAACGGGAAGAUUAUGUUGCUCUGUGAUGAAUAGGUACCUGCUGUUUUCUGUUUAAACAUCUUGAAAAGCUUACUUUUAAGGUCCAUUUGUUCAGUUUUUUGUUUGAUUGAAGUGUGUAUAAUGAAAAUAGCGUAUAACAUAAAAACAAGUAUAUCCCAUAGUUACUGGAACGCUGGGUAAAUUAUGAAACAAAAAGUACUAUGAAGGAGAACUGAAACGGUUGAAAGGUGGAAUCCAUUUCCACUUUAAAACAAAUUAUGCAACACAGGUGGACAGUCCUUUUCACAGUCGCAAUCAGAAAAUAGACUUGUACUUUUUCAGAUCGAACAUUUUGCACUUAAUCUUUACACCAUUACCUUUUAUAAAUAUGGGGUUUGUGUUCAUUUUUACAAGUGAUCCUAAUUGGUUCUGGUGAUGUUUUGACACCAAAAAAAAGCAUUUGCUCCAACUGUGUUUCACUAAUUCUCUGUCUUGUUUUGGGAUUUUAACCGACACAUCAACACAAGCUAGUACAUGAUUUUGAAGUUGGAGGGAAAUGAAAGGAGAAGGAAAGAUCUGAAAGUAACGUGCGUUUGCAUUACCCCGCCUUACUCUGAUACCUAAAUAAAUUACAGUGCACCCAGUUGCCUCAAGAAGCGGCCUACUUAGUAAACUAUCUGACAUCAGUACGACUACAGCUAUUCUGUGAAGCCGGUAGAGGUUUGUUAGUGAACAAAUCUGAACAAACACCAUCAUGACGAACAAGGAACACAGCAGACAUGUCAGGGAGAGGGUUGUGGAGACGUUUAAAGUAGAGUUGGGUUAUAAAACAAUAUCCCAAGUUUUGAACAUCUCACAGAGCAAAGAUCAGUCCAUCAUCUCAACCUGGAAAAAGUAUUGCAAACAUACCAACACAAAGCUGAUAGGCUGGGCAAGAAAAGCACUCGUCAGAAGCAGCCAGGAGGCUCAUGGUAACUCUGGAGGAGCUGCAGAACUUCCAUAGCUUAGGUGGGAGAAUUUGUAGACAGGACAACUAUUACUUAUACACUCUACAAAAUAGGCACUUAAUGGACAAGUGACAACGAGAAAGUCAGUAAAUGUUUGUUUGCAGUUUGCCACAAGCCACGUUGGAGGCAGAAGAAGAUGCUGUGGUCAGCUGAGACCAAAAUUGAACUCUUUGGUCCACAUGAACAACGCUCAAGUCUUUGGAUGUGCAAAGCUUGUAGAGACAUACCUUAAAAGUCUUGCAGCCUUAACUGCAGCUAAAGGUACUGACUCAGGGGAAAUAAAUACAAAUGCAUGUUUUGAUUUUUACAUGUAAAACAUUUUUUAAAACCAUGCAUCAACUCAAUUCCGCUUAACAGUUAUAAACUACUCUGUGUUUCUCUAUCAAAUAAAAUCCCAGUGAAAUA
This is a messenger RNA of Girardinichthys multiradiatus, 3145 nucleotides long. It is a transcript of the gene fuz, whose product is annotated as fuzzy planar cell polarity protein. The transcript has a single exon. The record is from RefSeq and is a predicted model, not a curated record. The coding region runs from base 205 to 1506 and encodes 433 amino acids. Gene Ontology annotation, biological process: non-motile cilium assembly; vesicle-mediated transport. NCBI's taxonomy places the organism in Eukaryota, Metazoa, Chordata, Actinopteri, Cyprinodontiformes, Goodeidae.